Messenger RNA from Lactuca saligna, 726 nucleotides. The record is from the annotation of a GenBank genome assembly. NCBI's taxonomy places the organism in Eukaryota, Viridiplantae, Streptophyta, Magnoliopsida, Asterales, Asteraceae.
AUGGGAGAGGGCACGACAUAUCAAAUGUUCAUCAAUUCUCCUUACAACCGAUCAUCACCAAUGGCAGUAGUGACGAACACGAUGGUAGACAAAGCCCAACACACGAUUCCAACACCUCAAAAUCACCAAAAAAAAAAGAUUAUGAAAACCAUUGCGGGCCGAUUCGAGAAGCUUUUCAGUAAACACGAUGAAUCCUCCAUUAAAUACGAUUCAUCAAAUUUACCCACAACUUCAUUCGACAACGGUUUAGAGUUUAAUGGGCUUAAAUUGCCUGAUAGUUUCGAUGAAUUUGUUACGUGUGGAGUAAUUUUCUUCAACUUGGAGCGCAUUUAUAUCAUGGUUUCCCGGUUUGUCCAAGCUAGACUGAGUAGAGGAAACGAUCAUGGUGUCAAAGCUCAAGUUCCUUUUGUAGUGUUAACAUGCAAUGGGAAGACAAGAACAAGUUUUGUCAAGCUUCAAACUCUCGAUACACAAUGGAAUGAAGAACCCCCGUCGUUAUUGGAUGUUGAAGUUUUUGACUUUGAUGGUCCUUUUGGUCAACCGACUUCACUUGGUCAUGCGGAGAUUAGAUUCUUGAGACAUACGUUUGAAGAAUUGUUUCCAUUCUUUUGUGUCUUUUCAUUCUGCAAACAGGUAAAUAUAAUGAUGACAAUUCUGUUGGAAUGGAAUCAUGAAUUCCAAUUCUAUUGGAAUGGAAUCAUGAAUUCCAAUUUUGUUGGAAUCUAA